CCCUGAUGCUGCUGCUGUUGCUGCUGCUGCAGGAGCCACAACAAGGAGCAGCAACUACAGCAACUAACUAGAGCCUUGGCUGCUGCAGGAGCCCCGACACGUGUGUCCCCGGGGCGCCAUGGAGUUCGAGGAGCUGGGGAUCCGGGAGGAGUGCGGGGUUUUCGGGUGCAUCGCCUCCGGGGUCUGGCCCACCGAGCUGGACGUGCCCCAUGUCCUCACCCUGGGGCUGGUGGGGCUGCAGCACAGGGGCCAAGAGAGUGCUGGGAUUGUGACAAGUGAUGGAGAGUCAGCUCAGUCAUUCAAAAUGCACAAGGGAAUGGGUCUUGUUAAUCAUGUGUUCAGUGAAGAUAGUCUGAAAAAGCUGUAUGUUUCAAAUCUUGGAAUUGGCCACACAAGAUAUUCAACAUCAGGAGUCUCUGUCUUGGAUAACUGUCAACCAUUUGUUGUGGAAACACUGCAUGGGAAGAUUGCUGUAGCUCACAAUGGAGAGCUCACAAAUGCUGUGCGGCUGAGGAGAAAGCUAAUGCGCCAUGGUGUGGGACUCUCCACAAGUUCUGACAGUGAACUGAUCACUCAGCUGCUGGCAUUCACCCCUCCUUUAGAGCAAGAUGACACACCAGAUUGGGUAGCAAGGAUCAAAAACCUCAUGAAUGAAACACCCACUUCAUACUCAAUUUUGAUGAUGCAUAAAGAUAUAAUCUAUGCAGUACGUGACCCCUAUGGGAACCGACCUCUCUGCAUUGGCCGUCUUGUUCCAGUAGGGGACAUUAUCUUAUUGUUGUACUCAUUUCAUUUCCAGGGAAAAAACUAUGCUGAAACUGAAGGAUGGGUAGUGUCUUCAGAAUCCUGCAGCUUUUUAUCUAUUGGUGCAGAAUAUUACCGUGAAGUUAUGCCAGGAGAGAUCUUGAAGAUAUCUAGAAAUGAGGUCCAGACCCUGGAUGUUGUACCAAGGCCUGCAGGAGAUCCUACAGCAUUUUGUAUUUUUGAAUAUGUGUAUUUUGCACGGCCUGACAGCAUUUUUGAAGGUCAAAUGGUGUAUUCUGUAAGAAGGAGAUGUGGUCAACAGCUUGCUAUUGAAGCCCCAGUUGAAGCAGAUUUGGUUAGCACAGUUCCAGAAUCUGCAACACCUGCAGCUCUUGGCUAUGCACAAAAGUGUGGAUUACCAUAUAUUGAAGUAUUGUGCAAAAAUAGAUACGUGGGAAGAACUUUCAUUCAGCCAAAUAUGAGGUUAAGACAACUUGGAGUAGCCAAAAAGUUUGGAGUCUUGUCAGAUAACUUCAAAGGGAAGCGUGUUGUCCUCAUUGAUGAUUCUAUUGUACGAGGCAACACCAUUUCACCCAUAAUUAAACUAUUGAGAGAAUCUGGUGCUAAAGAAGUACAUAUUCGUGUUGCUUCACCUCCAAUAAAAUUUCCUUGUUACAUGGGAAUAAAUAUUCCAACAAAAGAAGAACUUAUUGCUAACAAGCCUGAAUUUCAUGACUUGGCCAAUUACAUAGGAGCUGACAGUGUUGUUUAUCUUUCUGUAGAAGGACUGGUUUCUUCUGUACAAGAAAGUAUCAAAGCAAAACAAGACAAUGAAAACAGCCUGAAGACUAACAAGUUCCGGGCUGGAAAAAUUGGUCAUUGCAUAGCCUGCCUUGUUGGAAAAUAUCCUGUAGAACUAGAGUGGUGAAUUUUACAAAUGCAAUUGCCAAUCAUUUAAAAGUUCAGAACUGAUGAAAUGUAUCAUUGUCAAGCAAGUUAUCAAACCACUGAUAUUUUAGUUAACCACUAGGUAGGUUGAAGAACACAGAAGAACUAAGGAUAAAAAAAUUAAAUCAUACGGUACAAUGAACAGUAACAUUGCAGCUUUGUGGUUGGAGAUGGGUUACCAAAGUCUCUUGUUUCCUUAGCCACCCUAGUCUCACCAAGACACUUGGAGCUCUUCUCAGGCUUUUAUUUGUAAUAGUAGUUUCUUAGGAAUAACAUUGUGAGAGAGGCUGUGAGCCAUUAAGCCUUCUCAAAAUUGAAGCCUUGAUCAUUCAGAAGAAUUUUAUAUAAAAUACAAAUUCUUAUGUUUUAGCUGUUUUCAUAUACAUUUUUAAUCAGCUGUUUGGAGUCUACAUUUUGAAAAAAAUGAAGUAAAUGUCUGUAUUUUUGCUUAUAUAACUAAAUCCAUCUAUUAUAACUUGAUUCCAAAGAGACCGAAUGUUAUUUUUGUACAGUGUAUUUCUGAGACUGCAAGAUUCAGGGAAAUACUAAACCAAAACUCUCUAAUACCUUCAGCCUUAAUGAUUUGAAGUCUGGAAAAUACACUGCCCUAAAGUGCUUUUGUUGUAUGUUAGAGGGAUGUGACAGGGAAAAUUAGAUAGAUGGAUAACCAACUUCAGUGCUAUAAUUUAGAGAUUAAAGGCUAAUAAUUUUCUCCAUUAUGUGCUUUCACCUUGAAUGCUUACUUAACUAAAGUGUGAGUUAAUGUUUUUAUUUGCAUGUAAGCCUUCAGAGAAGACUCCCAUCACUGAAAUAUACAGACUUAUUGUAAUGGAGAAUUUUAACAAAUGUAGUGCUUUAAAUUUAAUAUAUAGUAUUGCUUUCCUUAACACUUCUAUGGCUUUUGUUAAUGUGGUAGUUUUUGUGUCUUGGUAGUUAUACAAAUGCUAACCUGGCCAUUUGUUAUAUGAACUAGAAUUGCAAACAAUUCUAACCUGAUUCAAAAAUGAUUACUGCUGCUUCUUGGUCUCUGUAUAUGUGUAUUCUGUACAUACAUCUCUCUAGCUGACAGCAAGAGAUAUAACAGUGUAGAACUAGAUAACUAUAAUGGAGAGAAACCCACUCUCAUGCUCAGUGUGCAUGCUCAUGUAGGGCUUCCACUUUCACAUUCAAUUCCUUUUUUACCACCUCAGCAGUAUGGGCACUGUCCACCUAAAUGCACAGUCUGGCUGCAUUUUAUAUUUUCUCUUUCUCUCUGUAGUAAAGGUCCAGUGGACAAGGCAGGUGAAGAAUAGAAGAGCAUGCUAGCUGGAAAAGCCCUACUCAUCAUUUGAUUCCAUUUGUGAGCAUUAAGAGUGGGGUGGUUAAAAACGAGUCUUGACCCUAAAGUUGUUUCUUACGCGCGCACACACACAACCAACCCACCUUCCAUGCUCUAUAGAUAAUCCUGUUUUUGCCUCCUUGUAAAAGACAAUGAAUUGCCUGUGCUGGAAACCUCCAGGACUGGCAGUGCACCUUUUUAAAUUACUUGCAUGGCCUCCUACAGAAACUGAUAUUAAAAAACACCAACAGUUUCUAACACAAACCACCAACACUAGCAACUUGUGCAGUUAUGGUUUUGCUCUUCUUCUGUUUUUAUUGAAAUGCAUAUUGAAAUGAACUGUGAAUCAACGGAAGAAAAAAUUGAGCAUCCAAUAAGAAAAUACAGCUCCAAAGUUGAGAAGAUCUUCUCUCCUCCUCAGAUGGGGUCCAUAGCCUAUUACAGUUUUAGAAACACCAUUUAAGAUGGUGAAUGUUUCAGUGUAACAAAAAAACCCCUUUCAAAAAGAGUUCCUAGUGCUUUAAGAAUUCCUAAUAUACAGGAUUUGUUUUAAAAAUCAUGCAAAGGACUUGACAAGUAUUGUAGACUGUUGUAUGGUAUGGAUUUUUAAAGUACAUAAUAAAUUUAUUUACUUA
Sceloporus undulatus (fence lizard) is the source of this 3645-nucleotide messenger RNA. It is a transcript of the gene PPAT, whose product is annotated as phosphoribosyl pyrophosphate amidotransferase. NCBI's taxonomy places the organism in Eukaryota, Metazoa, Chordata, Lepidosauria, Squamata, Phrynosomatidae. Bases 119 to 1672 code for a protein of 517 amino acids. The transcript has 11 exons. The record is from RefSeq and is a predicted model, not a curated record. Gene Ontology annotation, biological process: purine nucleobase biosynthetic process; purine nucleotide biosynthetic process. Gene Ontology annotation, molecular function: amidophosphoribosyltransferase activity.